UUGAUUAUUUCUUUCUUGUUAUAUAGGAAUGGUAGAGGUUAAAGAAAGCCAAACUGCCGCAGUCCUAAAAUUAAAAAUAUUGGAUACGCUUGCAGAGUACAAUGUGCCCAUUGGGAACAUUUUCUCAAUUACUGUCGAUAACGGGGCCAAUAUGGUGGCGGCAGUGAAGAAAAUGCGAAAUGAACUACAAAUGACAUUGCUAGAGAACCUUGAGGAUGUUGACUGCACAGGCGAACAAGAAUCAUCACGAGAUAUACCUUCUGAAUUGUAUGAAGAGUUCCAAGAGCGAAUCAAUCUUGUGCGAUGUGCUGUUCACACUCUGCAGCUGGCGAUCUUAGACGUGGUGAAUAAAUCCCAUGCAGGUGUGAAGAGUCUGACCGAGCUGGCUAAAAAAUCAAAAAACGUGAAGUACCAAACGAAUUUCGACCAUCAUGGUGCCUCGCACCCCCCUAUUUGGAGCCAAACCAGAUGGGGUGGUAUUUUUGAGAUGGUGCAAUCUUUCAAAACGCAAAAAUCAUUCUUCGAACAACUAGCGACUCAAUUUCCUGAACUCGAUCUUACCGACCACUGGAAUUUCGUUGACAAUUAUUAUGAGGCAUUCAAACCGCUGUACAUUUGUACAAAGAAAAUGCAGGCGGAGCAUGUAUGUUUACCCGAUUUCUACAUGGCCUGGCUAAUGGCAAUCAGUGAAGUGCGCAAGCUCAAUGAAAACCCGUUUACUCCUGAGCUGAUGAACUCGUUGACUACGCGAUUAAAAGCUUUGCGUGGAUCUAGAGCUUUUAAAAUGGCUCUUUUCAUCGAUCCGAGGUUUAACUAUCGAGGAUCGAAGUUUUUUUCACCUGAGGAAAAAAUGGAAAUACAGGGUUUCAUCAACGAAACGUGGCAGCGAAUUCACCAACUGCAAACGCCUUCAUCUGCUUCUCACAUGCCAAACGUAUCCCUGAACAGCUCCGAACACAACGACGACUUUGAUGAAUAUCUCACCGAGAUGUAUGGUGGAUCCGUGAAUAUGGAUCACGAACUAAGCGAAACCAGAUUUCUACAACAGCUACAGUCUAUCGAUCUCGAACCUCGUCAAAACCAUAACUAUAAUGUCUGGGACCACUGGUUGCGCCGGAAAACAACACAUCCGGAGUUGCAUGCCGUAUCCAUGAUUGUACUGGCCACUCCUUCAAACCAAGUUUCCGUUGAGAGAGCCUUCAGUGCUCUUGGGUUAGUAUUAUCUAAUUUCCGCACGCAGCUGGCAGAAGAAACCUUGACGAAUAUUCUUCUGGUAAAGUUGAACAAGGCUUUAUUCCCACAAGCGAUUUCAGCAGCUUACAAUUGGAAGGAAAUCGAACUAAAAGAUAGGGUGAAGCGGAUGGCUAACGAAUAAAUUGAUUCCGACUCUCGAACACAAUAUAAUAUAAUAAAAGAAAUAAAAGUUUUCGAAAAUAAU
Molecule: messenger RNA, 1438 nt
Organism: Armigeres subalbatus
Lineage: Eukaryota; Metazoa; Arthropoda; Insecta; Diptera; Culicidae
Exons: 3
Coding region: 29-1375 (448 amino acids)
Biological process (GO): regulation of transcription by RNA polymerase II
Cellular component (GO): nucleus
Molecular function (GO): protein dimerization activity
Source: RefSeq, a predicted model, not a curated record